GCCACAAAAGCCGCGGGCCACCUUGCAAGGCGCACGCCGACAGCCGCGACGUGCUGACGCCGGAGGAGAUGGUGCAGCUGCGUCAAGAGUUUGUGGAGGAGCUCGCGAACCCUGCUUUGGCCAAGGAGAGAAAAGUUGCAAAGGCAAAGGCUAGGCACCACGCGGGGUGGAAACCUCCGGAGGCGCCGCAAUCUCAGGAGGAGUACCGCUUUGAUUUCGGGAAACAUUCUGGUUCCACCUUGAGGAGUGUGCUUCAGGAGGACCCUGGCUACCUUGAUCGGUUGAUGAGUUGGAGGAACAACAUCCUGGACCAGAAGCUGACAUUGAGGUGUGCUCUUGAGAAGGAGGGCCUCCUCGAGGGGCUCCUGGCGAAGAGGCCCCAGCUGAUGGUCGAGAGAGCGCGGGGGAUGAUCGCGAAGGCGGCGGAGGACAAGGACAAGCCCCUGCAUCCGGAAAUCGCCAAGUUGCGGGUCGCGCAGCACAUCGAGGCCACCGAAAUCUUGGCCAUGCAUUCCAGCGAGACUGCCGUGGCGGCGCUUGCAGCGCCCCCGCGGGACCAGCAGCAGAAGAGAAAACGAGUGUCGGCAGCCAGGCACCUUCUCCCGCACUGUUCCAGAUGUGGGAGCGUGGAGCACAAGCGGCCGCAGUGCCCGAACAAAUCGCUGCAGGGCGAGGUCGUGGAGGACUGCCGCAGCCAGGCCGUCGUGGAUUACAUGCGGAACCGCCGAUCUGCUGCACUUGUCGCCAGGCUGAAGUACACGCACAUAUCUAUCAGAACGCGGGAGUACGAAGAGAGGGCGAAGAAGAUGGCGAGGGCCCCGAUUGACACGGACUUUGUGCAAAUGGCACGGUGGUCCCCAGAAGAGUUCGUCCACUACCUCGUGUCCGCUGGCAUUUUGCACGACUUGAAAGGGACGCCGUGCCCGCGAGGGAAGUGCCAAUCCUCCAAGAAGUCGAGCUUCCUCGAGGGCGCCGAGAAGGAGCUGGGCCAAUUGCGAUGCAAUGCUGAAAAGGGGCAGGAUAUUAUCAUUGAGACUGCGUGGCACGCGUGUGGCGUGUGCCGCGUGCACCAAUCCGUGGCUCUGCACAAUCCGUUGUUCUCUGGCCUGCUUGGGAAGGGCAGCAAGGGCGUGUCGAUGUGCGUGAUGGCGUGGUGGCUAGCCGCUGAAGGGGUCCCUGAGUCGGUGGCAGUGCGGCAGCUCAAUAUCCACGAGGGCGUCGUGCAAGGUUACUACGCCCGGGCUCGCGCGAUCAUGUCUGCGGCAGCGAUUCGCAUGCAAAGGGGUAUCAGGGAGGUGGAGGUCGAUGCCACGGUCAUUUGCAAGUGGAAAGCCGAGGAGAACGCCGAGCUGACGCAUUCAUAUUACUGUUACAUUGGCAUUCGCCAGCGAGGUAGCACGUCCCACUUCGCCAUGAUGCCGCUGGGCGCGUAUCACGCUUUCUGCAAGGAGAUCCUUGGCGACCGCAAGUACAAUCUGCUGCUCAUGACAGACGGCGCGGGCUGCUACAAGUGCCGCUGCUCGGAUUGCGUCGUGCGGUUCGAGGAGCACCACAGCGUGAACCACUCCAGGAAGCCGAAGGCCGAGUUUUCCCGGCCCAUCCCCGCGGUCGUCGCCGACGUCGACACGGGCCACACGAGGGGAUCUAUGGCUGGCACGAUGACGAUCGACAAAGAAUGGGAUCUUCUCAAGGAGCCUUUGCCACGGAACCUGACUGCCCGCACUGUGGAGGACGUCGAUAGGACGGACGGCUACGUGAGGUCUCAGCAAUGGCGGCGCUUGGUCGGCAACGACGAUCGAUGGUCGGCUUUUCUCGACGCAGCCAGGGAGUGGGCGAAAUGCGCCGAUUCCAGAGCGAAGCUCAAGCUGGGUCUGGCAACGGGGAAAGCGGGCAAGUUGGCUCUGGCAGCGGGGAAGCGCUUGAACAGGGGCAAGAGCAGCGGGAGGAGCGCGCCCAAGAGCAUUCCCAAGAGGCACCCGCACGCCAUCGCGACGGGCAUGCCGACGGCCGCGGCCCCGAGCAUCGUGACGGGCAGGGUGCCGUGGGUGCCCCCAUGGCCGCUCCCGCCGCCGCCAGCCUGGCACGCGGGCGCCCUGUGGGGCGAUCGGUAUCUUGAGCGCCAGGGCAGCGCUCCCGUGUGCGGCCGGCAUGCCUUGAACAAUUUGUUGGGGGCGCCGCAGUUCUCGGACGGCGACUUGGAGGUGGCACGCGGCAUUGUGGUGGCUCAGACAGAUGAUCCCCCCGACCUUCACGUGAGCGAUGGAGGAUGGUACUCCCACUCCGUGCUGGCGACUGCAUUCACGAGCAGCGACGACAUGUUGGGGGCGCUGGUGAACCAUAACAACGUCCAUUGGUCGGCUAUCCAG
Molecule: messenger RNA, 2366 nt
Organism: Prorocentrum cordatum
Lineage: Eukaryota; Dinophyceae; Prorocentrales; Prorocentraceae
Source: the annotation of a GenBank genome assembly